Mangifera indica (mango) is the source of this 2034-nucleotide messenger RNA. RefSeq lists its product as uncharacterized. NCBI's taxonomy places the organism in Eukaryota, Viridiplantae, Streptophyta, Magnoliopsida, Sapindales, Anacardiaceae. The coding region runs from base 380 to 1810 and encodes 476 amino acids. Gene Ontology annotation, biological process: SNARE complex assembly. Gene Ontology annotation, molecular function: SNARE binding. Gene Ontology annotation, cellular component: lytic vacuole; endosome. The transcript has 13 exons. The record is from RefSeq and is a predicted model, not a curated record.
UAAGACAUGUCGUUUAAGGAAACAAAAAUAAAGAUAAACAACGUGCGGUACUGCAAAAGUGCGAAUUGAAAAUUUUCCGGCUACCCAACAAUUUUAUCAAAAUUUAGAAGUGAUUCAGUUUUGGCAAUCCGUAAAUUCAAAUUCAUUGACGAUAAAGAGUUAAAAGAACAAAUAAAAAAACCACAUAAUCUAUUCCUUGUAUUACGAGAGCAGAAAAGUUUCACGUAAACCGGAUCUAAUUGUAUAUACAUCCAAGGAAUCUUCGAUAAUCAUCCCUCGUCGAUUUCAAUUUCUGGCCAAUUUUCUCUCUUUAGGAGAUUCAGUUCCUUCAAUUAAACACAUAAAUUGCCCGUUGAUUUCCUGAAGAGGAAAUUCGAGGAUGAGCAAGAGAAGUAGUAAUUGCGCCAUAUGCGAGAAUUCUAACCGUGCUUCUAUUUGUGCAGUUUGUGUCAAUUACAAAUUGAACGAGUGCAACACUUUGUUCAAAUCACUGAAGAGUCGUCGGGAUGCAUUGUAUUCGAGAUUGACUGAGGUUCUUGUGGCAAAGGGGAAAGUGGAUGAUCAAAUGAAUUGGAGACUGCGUCAGAAUGAGAAGCUUGUGAAUUUGAGAGAGAAGCUACGACGCAGUAAGGAGCAACUCGCUCAAGUGAAGUCAAAGAUUGAGAAGAGAUCGUAUGAUUUGAAGGCUAAAUAUGAUGUCCUUGAAUCGACCUAUUCUAUGCUGGAUAAGAAUCGUGCAGAGCAACUACAGAAGUUGUAUCCUGACCUUAUUUUAGCUCAGAGUUUGGGGCAUGUGGCAAUCCUCUCUGAACUUCUGCAUAAACAGUCUGUGGUUAUAAAACAGAUAUGCAAAUUGUUCCCACAACGUCGGGUGACUAAAGAUUCAGAAGUAAGAGAUGGUUACAGUGUUCAAUAUGAUCAGAUUUGCUGUGCUCGAUUACCAAGAGGAGUUGAUCCACACUCUGUUCCAUCUGAAGAGCUAGCUAUCUCUUUGGGAUAUAUGGUGCAACUUCUAAAUCUUGUUGUUCAGAAUUUGGCUGUUCCUGCCCUUCAUAACUCAGGUUUUGCGGGUUCUUGCUCAAGAAUAUGGCAAAGGGAUUCCUAUUGGAAUGCACGCCCAUCCUCUCGAAGCAAUGAAUAUCCCCUUUUUAUUCCACGCCAAAAUUACUGUUCUACUAGUGGAGAAGUAUGGGAUAAAAGCUCAAGUAAUUUUGGUGUUGCCUCAAUGGAAUCUGAGAAAAGGCCCAGCCUGGAUUGUUCUAGAAAUAGUAGCUUCAAUUUGUCUGCUGCAUUUCCACAUUCUGUUGAAACACACAAGGACUUACAGAAAGGGAUUUCUCUUCUUAAGAAAAGUGUAGCAUGUAUAACAGUUUACUGUUAUAACUCACUAUGUAUAGAUGCUCCCCCUGAAGCAUCUACUUUUGGAGCAUUUGCGAAGUUAUUGGCAACACUAUCUUCAUCUAAGGAAAUUCAAUCUGUUUCUUCAUUGAAAAUGGCUUGUUCAAGGUCAUGUAAACCAGUUCAACAACUAAACAAGUCUGUGUGGAAUAUGAAUUCUGCUGCUUCAUCGACCACUUCACUGGAGAGUGCACAUAUGUUGCCCAUAACUAAAAACUUUAGUGAUAACAAUCUCCCAAGUUUGGCGGCAAGUUUUCUUUUUUCAACUGAGAUGUCAGAUAUUGGAAAAAACGAAAGCCUUAUUGAUGGAUGGGAUUUUGUCGAGCGUCCUACGUUUCCUCCUCCACCAUCACAGACUGAGGAUGUUGAGCAUUGGACUCGAGCCAUGUUUAUUGAUGCCAAAAAGAAAUGAUCUGGUGCCCCAUCAGUUGUCCAACAUUUUGUCACACCAGGCUUGCAGAAGAUGCACUUACCAGAGCAGAGGCCAGUCGGAACCUUUUAGAAUUAACAUGUAGCCUCAUGUAUAUAUCUGAGCAAUAAGUGUGUAUAUGUGAAUAUAUAUGUAGAUAGAGUAAUGCUGCAUACAUAACUUUUGUAUAUAAUUUUACGUAUAAAUAAUUACGUAUCAUCACAAAA